Molecule: messenger RNA, 1384 nt
Organism: Owenia fusiformis
Lineage: Eukaryota; Metazoa; Annelida; Polychaeta; Sabellida; Oweniidae
Source: the annotation of a GenBank genome assembly
ACAUCAAAAGAGAACAACGUAUAUUAUUGACAAAGAAUGAAAUACUUAAUAAAAUAUACCACAAACAACUUAGUUACAGAAACCACUGGGGUUAAAUCUUACCAAAUAAAUAUCGAAUUCUCAUUUGUCUUGGAUUAUGUGACAAAGUAGAUUACGUUAUUACAAAAUGGCUACGAAUACUAGAUGGUCAAUAGUGGUGAUAUGGCUAUAUUUUAUAGUACAGAUACUGCAACUGGUUGAAGGAAAUACAAUAGUCCAUAUAAGGAUGGUCCGGUACAAAAACCCGACUGGAAAAGAGAAUGACUUUGGAUUGUGUUGUGACAAUAUAUGGCCAUGGGCGAACUGCAAUGAUGACCCAUGUGACCAUAGAUUCAUCUUCUGUUUUGACUACACAUAUGGCUCGGAUGACUACGGGAACUGUCCUUAUGGGCAGUACAGGAUGAAUGGGCACAUUGAAAGUAAUGACAUCACAUUCGGCGAUGACAUUGGAGGUAUUGCUAAUCCAAUACUGUUACGUCUGCAUCGAUGGGAGGGAGGUGUUAAGUUGAAAUGCGAUGUAGAGGAUGACGAUGACGCACAAGGUAACGACCACGACAAAGUUGAUUUCCUUAAGUACGUCUACACUGCUACACCGGCUAGAAGUGAGGACCAGGCCCUCGUAACAGAAACUACCAUAUUGGGUGAUCUGAGCACACGAACUGAGUUAACAGUGCAGUUCAAGGUCUACUGUGAUAGUAACUACUACGGCAGCAGUUGUUCCAUCUACUGCUCUGAACAUGAUGAUUCCAGGGGGCACUACACCUGUGAUCAGAAUGGCAACAAGAUUUGCAUGGCUGGCUGGGAGGGGACUGAUUGUGUCAUAAGUGUGAAUGAUUGUAUUGGACACCAGUGUCAGAAUGAUGGAACCUGCAGAGAUGGACACCUCAUAUAUACAUGUAUCUGUUUGACAGGAUUCACAGGACCACGACAACGGUGCAGUCCUCUUGCCUUGGAGAGAACAAAAAGAACCACAAAGGGAAAACCACAGAGAAUCUACAAUUUGUGCUACCUACCUGCAGCAUUUGUAUCUACAUACCUCUUGCCUUGGAAAAAACAAAAAGAAACACAAAAAGGAAAACCACAGAGAAUCUGCAAUUUGUGCUACCUAUCUGCAGCAUUUAUAUCUACAUACCAUCUUGUUAAAGCAUUUGUGAUCUACAUACCUGUUGCCUUGGAGAGAACAAAAAGAAACACAAAAGGAAAACCACAGAAAAUCUGCAAUUUGUCCUACCUAUCUGCAGCAUUUAUAUCUACAUACCAUCUUGUUAAAGGUACAACUAUGAGAGAGAUGCAGCAAACACACCAAGUUAGGGCGACAGCUGGAUCAGUCUUUCGACAACUUUGA